Messenger RNA from Andrographis paniculata, 719 nucleotides. Its product is annotated as dirigent protein 23-like. The transcript has a single exon. The record is from RefSeq and is a predicted model, not a curated record. Lineage: Eukaryota; Viridiplantae; Streptophyta; Magnoliopsida; Lamiales; Acanthaceae. The coding region runs from base 92 to 604 and encodes 170 amino acids.
CAAUGAUUAUCACUUGCAAUCAAAAUUACCAAAAAAACACUUCUUUCUUCUCUAAACUCUUCACAUUUUCGCCAACCUCCAUUUUUUCGCUAUGGCGGGAUUAACCAGCGGCGCCGAAUGGUUCAAAAUCCCGCCGAGCCAACGGAAGGAGAAGACGGCCGCGAUCAAAUUCUACGUCCAAGAGCCUCGAACGGGUCCCGACGCAGCCCUAACGGAGGUUUGCGGCGGAAAAGACACGGCGAAUUCCCCGACGCUAUUUUCCAAAGUCUUUGUUGUCAAUGCCAAACUUACGGCCGAGGCCGAUCGCAACUCUGCCGAGGUCGGGUUCGCCCAAGGGCUCGUAACGUCGGCGGAUAAGGUACAAGCCGGGCUUGCGAUGAACGUGAACGUUUUAUUUACGACUGGCGAGUACAAGGGGAGCACGAUAAGUAUAGUCGGGAGAAAUUUGGGAAUGGAGAUUCCGGAUCGGGAAUUGGCCAUUGUCGGAGGGACCGGAAUGUUCCGGAUGGCUAAGGGGUUCGCGAUCUCGAAUACGUAUUCGCAUGAUCCUGUCGAGAAUUAUAUGAUUUUCGAGUACACUUUGUAUGUUUGUUACUAUGAGUAAGAACAUCGUGUUAUCUUUUUUAUCUUCGAAUGUUAUUUGAGUCUUGAAUAAGGAUUGUCGAUGUUAUUUUUACUUUGUUUGAAGUGAAUUUAAUGGAAUAAUUGUAGUUUUAUUA